Molecule: messenger RNA, 512 nt
Organism: Racocetra persica
Lineage: Eukaryota; Fungi; Glomeromycota; Glomeromycetes; Diversisporales; Gigasporaceae
Source: the annotation of a GenBank genome assembly
AGACGGUUCUUGAAGAUAUUCAACCGUCUAAUAGCUUAAGGUUAAAACGUCAAAGGACUCUGUCGUUUUUGAAAAAAAUGUUUUCUUCAUCAGACAACAUUACUAAAGAUGUUCAAACUCAUAAAGAUGGUUCCCAAUCAGAUUUGAAAAAAUUGUUUUCUUUAGACAAUUUUACUAAAGAUACACAAACCCAUAAAGAUGCCAUGAAUAAUAACAACAGAACACUAGACGAAGACAUUAAUGAAGACCGAGUGAUAGAAGAAGGCAAUAAUAACAACCAAGGUCUAGGAGAAGACAUUGCUCUAGGAGAAGACAUUCCGCCGCUGAUUAGGAAGGGAAUCAUUUCUAUAUUUUCAGGAUUAUUAGGGUUUAAUAUAAAUAAUAUAAUUGGGGCUGGGAUUUUUGUGACUCCCACUAGCAUAUGGAGACUAGUACAAUCGCCAGGAACAGCUUUAAUGCUUUGGAUUGCUGGUGGCCUUAUAAGCCUAUUUGGUAGCAUGAUUUAUGUCGAG